This is a messenger RNA of Mus pahari (shrew mouse), 1155 nucleotides long. Its product is annotated as olfactory receptor 5V1-like. Gene Ontology annotation, biological process: G protein-coupled receptor signaling pathway. Gene Ontology annotation, molecular function: G protein-coupled receptor activity; olfactory receptor activity. NCBI's taxonomy places the organism in Eukaryota, Metazoa, Chordata, Mammalia, Rodentia, Muridae. Bases 208 to 1155 code for a protein of 315 amino acids. Gene Ontology annotation, cellular component: membrane. The record is from RefSeq and is a predicted model, not a curated record. The transcript is spliced from 3 exons.
UGUUAAUAUAGUUUUUACCUACUGAUAUAAUUUGUUGCUGGAUCAUCUACUUUAUCUUUCUGAAACUAUUUAUUGGUACAUCAACUAAUCAUAAAAUACACUUGGAGAGAUUGAAUGUAAUAAAGUUGCCUAAAUCUCUAGGAAACUUGAUCCUUCCAUAAGAUUUUAGAACUUGUUUCUGAGAAAAACAUCCUGUGGACAAAGAAGAUGGACAUCUACAAUCUUACCACAGUGACUCAGUUCAUCCUCAUAGGGCUCUCUGACCUCCCUGAAGUGCGCUAUCCACUCUUUGUGGCCUUUGUCAUCAUCUAUCAGAUCACUUUACUGGGAAAUGGGCUCAUCCUCUUGGCCAUUGUGGCUGAGAAAAAGCUCCAGACUCCCAUGUAUUACCUGUUGGCAAAUCUGUCCUUGCUGGACAUAUGCUGCCCAUCAGCUACUGUCCCCAAGAUGCUCAAGAGUCUCUUGACUGAGGAUCACAGCAUUUCCUUUGUUGGGUGUGCUUUACAGCUCUAUUUCCUGGUGGCCCUAGCUGGGACUGAAGUCUUCUUGCUGGCUGUGAUGGCUUAUGACCGGUAUGUGGCUAUAUGCUUUCCUCUGCGUUACUCUCUCAUCAUGACCAAGGUUCGCUGUGUGCAGCUGUUGUUUGGGACUUGGUCAGCUGGGUUUCUGAACUCUUUUGUCCACACAAUGUCCACCUUUAGCCUGUCUUUCUGCAAUUCUAAUAGAGUUAACCAGUACUACUGUGAUAUUCCCCCUGUGGUGGCCCUGUCAUGCUCAUCCACCUAUAUGGCAGAAAUGCUUCUUUUAGUGAUAGCAAGUAUCUUUGGGGUUGGUGCUUUUCUGAUCACUUUGAUCUCCUACAUAUACAUAGCCUCCACCAUCCUAAAGAUCCGGUCAGCAGAAGGAAAGCGUAAAGCUUUCUCCACAUGUGCUUCCCAUCUUCUUGUAGUCUUCUUGUUCUAUGGCACAACUAUAUUUACCUAUAUGCGCCCAACCUCCAGUCAACACUCUCCUGGCAGAGACAGACUCAUCUCUAUGUUGUAUGGGGUCAUUACUCCCAUGUUAAACCCCAUUAUCUACAGCCUGAGAAACACAGAAGUCAAAGGAGCACUCAGAAAAGUUUUACGUCUUCGCAUAUGUUCACAGACAGCAUGA